AUGUCACCAGCGAUCCGGAAACUGGAAGACGUAACGCCGGAGUUUCUGUCUCAGGCACUCAGAGCCACUGUUACCUCCUACUCAUCCGAGCGCAUCGGAACCGGCCUCGUUGGAGAAUGUCAUCGGAUAUCUCUCGACUAUGCGCCAUGUGCAACGGAAGGUCCUGCCAGUGUCGUGAUCAAACUGGCCGCUUCAGACCCUGCAAGCCGCAAAACAGGCUGGCAGGGGAAGCUCUAUGAACAUGAAGCACGGUUCUACUCCGAAGUAGCGCCAGGUCUCAAUGCCCCAUCGAUACCGAAAUGCUAUCAUGCCUCGGUCAAUAAAGAUGACGGCACCUUUGAUUUGCUCCUCGAGGAUAUUCACCCUGCUUCGGUUGGUAACGAGCUUACCGGCGCCACUCUGGAACAGGCACGAUCGGCUUUGACAGAACUGGCGAAACUGCAGAAAUCUUGUACCAGGAGCACGGCUCCAGAAUGGCUCAAGGAGACCGUCCCUCUUUCGCAAGCAUUCAUGCAGCAAAUAUGGGCGAUGUUUGUAAAUACCUACCAGGAUGCGGUUAAAGCUGAGCACCGCCAUGUUUGCGAGAGGUUUCUCGCUGUCUAUGACGAUUACCGCACCCGGCAGUCCAGGGACCCGACGACGCUCAGCGCUUUCAUCCACGGGGACUUUCGCCUGGACAACAUGCUCUUCAACUAUAGUCCAGAGCGCCCGUUCAUCGUGGUCGAUUGGCAGAUAUUUGCUGGGGACCUUUCUUCCGUGACGCUGCAUAUUUCCUGGGAUGCGCUUUACUUCCCGAGAUCCGUCGCGCAUACGGACAGGACCUCCUACGCCAGUACUACGAUGCACUUGGACCGGAUCAGCCAUUCACGUUUGAGGAGUGUCAGGAAGGUGUACGCCGCCAAAGUUUCCUCGGUCUGCCGAUGGCAUUCAUGUGUCCCGUGA
Messenger RNA from Monascus purpureus, 942 nucleotides. NCBI's taxonomy places the organism in Eukaryota, Fungi, Ascomycota, Eurotiomycetes, Eurotiales, Aspergillaceae. The record is from the annotation of a GenBank genome assembly.